This is a messenger RNA of Liolophura sinensis, 15200 nucleotides long. RefSeq names its product hemicentin-1-like. Gene Ontology annotation, cellular component: neuron projection. The transcript has 100 exons. Lineage: Eukaryota; Metazoa; Mollusca; Polyplacophora; Chitonida; Chitonidae. Gene Ontology annotation, molecular function: protein binding. Bases 43 to 14742 code for a protein of 4899 amino acids. The record is from RefSeq and is a predicted model, not a curated record.
GGAGACGGUUGGACAAGACUCCUUUCCGCCGCGCCCGCCACCAUGCCCCACUCCGCAACCUUCUUCGUUGGUAUUUUCACGUUAUUGUCUGCAACAGUUCUGGUGUCGUCUGUUAAGGUUGUAAUAGUGCCCUAUGGGUCCUCUCAACUGAGGGCUGUGGGUGAUCCGGUGUCGCUAAGAUGUUCAGUCCGGGGACAGGUGCACGGAUCCAGGGUGGACAUGCGCUGGCUGGACCCUGCUGGUCAGCCCAUAUCAUCAACGGAGGAUGUGAGCUCAUCAUCAAGACGAGUAUAUUCACGAAGAACUUAUCCGAGAGAAGCACAGCUAUUUUUUAGCCGUCUACAGGAAGAAGAUUUUGGCAUCUACACGUGCCUUGUCAUUCAUGAAGGACGGUAUUACAGGCGAUCCGUUACCCUUCAGGUUUACAAGCCCAUCGAGUACCUGAAUUGUCCCGAGACCCAGACGUUAUAUAGGGGACGACCCGGGUUGGUCUCCUGUGAGGUAACAGCUUCUCCCAAGCCUGUCGUCAGUUGGACAUCGAAGGGACGAAUUAUUACCACAGAUCAAAGGAAUGAAGUCACCGCACACGGGCUUAAAAUCUACGAUGUAAAAGACGAGGACACUGGAAAUUAUUAUUGUAUGGCCACUCUUACUUCCCAGGGGGUCUUCAAAACGCGAACGAUCAAAGUCCGUGUUGUGGAACCGCCCGUGGAGGAAGCUCGAGCCCCUCAUAUUGCUCGCGUUCAGCUUUCCGCGCCCAGACCCCAAGACGACGUGACCCUCACCUGUGUGGUGGCCGGAAAUCCCGCUCCGGAUAUAGAGUGGUUCAGAUACGAGGAUGUAAGCUACCAACUAGUAACGGGCGAAGGACUCUCGUCUGUGGAGGAGACCAAACAGGAAGGCCUCACGGUUGGGAUACUCCAUGUGACCCCCGGGCGCGCUCAGGAGGUGGACUCCUACAUGUGCUCAGCUCUCAAUAUACAUGGCCAGGACAGGCAGAGGUUUAACCUGACUCGCUACAAUGAAACAGACGAGUCAAUAUUGCCGCCAAACAUUGACAGAAUUCACAUGAACAGAACACAGGGAUCAUUCCAUGACGUCAUGGUAACAUGUAUUGCCUCUGGAUCCCCCACCCCAGCCAUGGCCUGGGUCCGUCGUGGGGAUGCUACACACAACGACCCUAUUCAGUCUCGUGGACGAUUCGUAGUGACAGAAGAUCAGACGGAUGGCAAGGCUGUACUUACGUUGGUCAUAAAAGAGGCUACUCCCGAAGACCAAGGCAUUUACAUUUGUUCUGCUACAAACAAGAAAGCCAGUGUCAGACAACAGUUUGAGUUCGAUAUUCUAGAUGCCCCUCCAGAGAAGCCAGAAGCCCCGCACAUUUCUCGGGUCCAUGUGAAUCGAACUGGAGCCGGGGCGGAGGACACAACAGUCACGUGUGUGGCAGAGGGCAUCCCUCCUCCACAUAUCGGCUUUACACGACAAACUCCGACAGGAACCUACCAGCAGCUUGAGCCGAAUGACCGAAUAGAGGUGAAGGAGGAAGGCACGCCGGGGCAGACGACGGUGUCAGUCACGUGGAAGAAAAGUGUAUCUGAAGACGCAGGCGUGUACCAAUGUGUGGCAUCUAACAUUGCUGGCAGUAUGAACCAGCAGUUCGAAAUAUACGCGAAAGAUUGGCAACCCACAAAUCUGUGGCCCCCACAGGUGUUAAGGCUUCAUGUAAAUCGUACCAGUGGGAAGGAGAGGAACAUAACGGUUACUUGUGAAGCUAUCGCCACGCCCACGCCACACAUGAACUGGUUAAGACAUGGAGAAAUCAUCUUUCCUGAUGAGAGGAGAAGCGUCUCCCAGAAGUUUGAAAGUGACACUGGAGUACUGGUGCUAGGCAUUCGAAAUGCCCGCCCCGACGACGACGGCACUUACACCUGCUCUGCUGUCAAUAUUGCCGGGAAGGCCGAGCAGAACUUUACCCUAGAAACCCGAGGUCAUGGGACACAACAGACCAUCUUCCACAGGGAAGACUACUUUGUGGAGGGAACGGAGGAUUGGUCCCAGUUUGGUCACGCCAGCCAGUUGCGGGGUAGUCAGUGGUAUUACCAUACCCAGAGUCAACAAGAUCAGCCUGGUCCUCCGAGUUUUGUUCAGCUAGCUAGUCACACGUCCAACAAGGUCGUAUUGCGGAUCUCGCGCCCGCACACCUCCAAGGGCAUCACCCAGUAUCGUGUGAAAUACUCGUUUGGAGGAUACGAACCGACAGAAAAAUAUGUAGACUUUCAGAAAGACGCUGCGUAUACUGAUGUUGCGCUGGAGAAUCUGUUACCAUCUACGACCUACCAAAUCCAAGUGUCUUCCGUGUCGAACACAGGGCAAAGUCGGCCACUAGUAUUGUCUUUUACAACGCCUCAGUCAACGUUCCAUUCCCAAGGCCAACUAGGAGCCUCCGAAGAUCUGGAAUGGCUGCGCAAGAAGAAGAAAGUGCCACAGUCUGUACCCAGCCGACUGGAAAUAGAGGGUGUAGAAAACAAUGUUCGCGCAGUCUGGCUAAGCUGGGAUUGGGUCCCCCGUGUGAAACCGGCAGACUAUGUGCAGGGGUUCCAGGUGCUGUACUCGUCGGACCCACAGUCACCUUACGAGAGCUGGAGGACUGCCGAGGUGACCGGUGACACCAGUCGCUCUUACAUCAUACAGGGCCUGCAGGCAGGACAGGAAUACUCAUUUAUUGUCAGGGGCAGAAACCGUCACGGACUUGGACCGAAUUCGAAACGGAUGGUCUACAGAGUACCCCAGGUACCAGAAAUCCCACCUGGAGACUUCUCGGUAGAGAGCGUAAGGGGUAAACCCACAGAUGUUCGCUUUUCCUGGACGGCUCUGGAUAGGGAGAAUGCUGGUGCUGAUGUGACAGAAUAUCGCAUCUACUACAGUACCUCUCUGAACCAACCUGUGAGUAAGUGGAUGCAUCAGUCAGUCCCGGCGGAUGAACACUCAUACAGCCUCACCGGCCUUAGUCCAGCUACAACCUACUACUUCAGGAUUCAGUCUCGAAACAAUGACGGGGGCAGUCCUGUUUCUUCCUACAUUGUCUACAGAACACCAACAGUGCGUCUGUCAGAUCCUCCUUCCUAUGUGGAUGUUUCAACUACUUCGCCCACGCAGGUCAACUUAAGGAUAAACAGGCCAGUGAACAGUGGCGGGUAUCCUGUGGACGGCUAUGUGGUGGAGUACGAGCCCGCUCAAAGCCGGCGCAGUUCUAACAGACAGGUGUUGGAUACAGAUGACGCCUACGUUGUUGACUUUGUCAUCCGUAACCUCAAUCCCUCGACCGAAUACAUAUUCCGUGUGUCAGCCCGGACGAGGAUGGGGUACAGUAAACCGACCGAGCUGCGGUUCUCAACACCAAGGCAAAGCACCGCUGGCUACCCGAGCCAAACUGGGCAAACCGAAGAUACCAAAUGGCUGAAGAAAACUGGAUCUCACAGUCUAUCCUCUAAUCUUCUGAAGCCAAGAGACCUGACAACAGAAUAUGACCCCGCUUCUGCAAAAUUGACUUUACGGUGGAAGCGCCCCCUGUUGCCAACCGUCAGAGUAAAAGGAUAUACCGUGUUAUGGUCACCUAGUGUAGAAGGUGCGGAAGCACUGGUGCUAAAUGUGCCGGGUAGACAAACAUCAGCAGAGAUAACCAAUUUGCUACCAAACACAGUAUACCGCUUUCAAGUUCGAACGGAGAGCAGUAGUGGCACAAAGUCACCCUACACUUCUGCCGUCACCUUCAAGACUCCAGCUCUUCCCGACCCACCAAGCGACCUGAGCAUUGAACAAGGAGAGGGAGAUUCGGCAGCCAUCCGCAUUGCCCGACCCCGUAACCUAAUGGGCAACCCUCUCAUUGGUUACCGUGUCCGCUACUUUGCCGCCGACGAAGAAGGGACGGGAAGCUUUGAAGAAGUAUCUAUUGAAGCCUCCACAGGGUCUGUAUACACCCCCAUUAACGUGAAGGGCUUGUCUCCUGGAAUCAAGUAUAAGUUUGAGGUGGUGAGCCAGACGUCUGCCGGCUUCAGUUCGCCACGCACCAUCGAGUUCAUUACACCGCAACGAUUCCAGCAUCAGGGGCAGGUUAGAGUGGAACAAGAAAGUCUCGGAUCACAGCAGUCACAGGAUGAAAAUCUCGACCUGGCGUGGCUGAAGGAGCUUGAGAGACAACAAACCCAGGAACAAGUGACCAGUAAACCCGGAGUGACGGCGAGGCCAGCAGGCAGAGAACCAACAACGUCUUACACCCUGUCUUGGGAUGUCUUCCAGGGAAACCUGGCCGGACUGGUCAAGUACAUUGUUUCUUAUAGAGAGGUGAAUGUGGAUCCCGUCACUGAGGAAGUUCUCGAUAUUUCCUCCGAUUACGUGCACACGGACGUAGAUCCGCAUACACACAGUCUGCAGCUCGACAACCUCGUCCGUAACCGUCAUUACCAGAUCGAGGUGACGGCUAUCAGCCGAGUCGGACCGUCUAUCCUCAAGUACACCAUCAAGAAGUUCAUCUACUGGGUACCCCCGAAAACCAUCUCCCCGCCUCAUAUCGCAGAUAUCUACCAGAAUAAGACCGGAGCGGAAGGUGAGGAUGUGAUGAUGACCUGUGAGGCCACAGGCUCCCCGGGUCCUCGUCUGUCGUGGCUAAAAAAGAUUGACGAUGGUUACCGUCGUGUUCAGACCGGGGAUCGCUUUGACAUCCACGAAAAGAUCAGUAAGACGAAAGCCGUCACCACGUUAGUUAUCCGUGACGUCACCAUUGAUGAUUAUGGCACAUACGCCUGCUCGGCGGUUAGCCCCGCCGGUAACUCCAGUCACAACUUCAAAUUUAUGGCAGAUGUGCCCGUGGUGGAUCCACAGGCUCCGCACGUCUACCGAAUUCACGUGAACCGCACAGGACCCACGGGAGAAGACAUUAUGGUCACGUGCAAAGCCUCCGGGCGUCCGAGACCGGACAUGAAGUGGAUGAGAAAUGCGCAGACGCUGUUUCCCAGUAAGGAGGGUCGUAUUACAACAAGCUCAACAGAGGGCGACGACGAGACAGUCCUAACUCUUCUCAUCAGAUAUCCAGUCUCCGGAGAUGCUGGCACUUACCACUGUGUCGCCAAAAACUCUGUCGGAUCGACCAAGCAAAAAUUUACCAUAGAGACUGAAUAUUCCCCGGAGAACCUGGUAGCGCCUCACAUCAGCCGAAUCCAUGUGAACCACACAGGGGAAGAGGACAAGGACGUUCUCGUGAUUUGCCAAGCCUCGGGCAGCCCCGCACCGGAGUUACGCUGGUCUAGACUCAAUGACAAAGGCACUUACGAUAUUGUUUGGCCUGGGGACCGCCAUGAGAUCACACAGACUGAGGACAUUGACUUCACAGAGAACCAAAUGGUCAUCCGAGGAGUGACGGAGGCAGACUAUGGCACAUAUCGCUGUACAGCUGCCAACUUUGCCGACACGGUUCACCAGAAUUUUGAUAUAAGCUUUGUUCGUCCAGAGAACGUGGUUGCCCCUCAACUGACUCGAUUAUCGAUCUCUCAACUGGUCAGUGCCGACAACGACAUCUCAAUCAUCUGCACGGCGACAGGUAGCCCAGCUCCAGAGAUGAGUUUGAUGAGGAAGAACUCAGAAGGGGUGUAUGAAUUUGUGUUUCCGGAUGAGCGAAUGACAAUCGAGCAGGACAAGGGAGUAAAGGUGACCACUUUCUCCCUCAACAUCGAUGACCCGGCUCCAUAUGACACCGGUGACUACGCUUGCUCUGCUGCAAAUAUUGGUGGCAGAGUGCAAGAGCAGUUUCUACUGAACCCAGGAGAACUUCCGGUGACGAACCUGGAAAGACCAGCGGUUGUAAGAAUAAACACGCAGGCCCCAGAGAAUAGGGGUGGAGACGUGUCCUUGACGUGUGUAGCAAGCGGUACCCCCGCCCCAGAUGUCAACUGGCAGGCAUUUGGGCAGGAGAUAGAGGCAAAUGAGAAGUACGCCAUUAAACAGACAAAGGGCAUUCGCGAGACUCUGACCAAACUGACGAUCAGGAAAGGCAGCGUGGAUGACGCUCACCCAUACACCUGCUCUGCCAGAAACAUUGUGGGCAGAGAUAGUAAAGUGUACGCACUCACCAUCCAAGAUGUGCUGUCGGCAGAGAAUAUCCACGCCCCUCAUAUUGAGCAUGUUCACCUGAACACGACGGGCCCAGAAGGAGCCGAUGCCACACUCACCUGCAUGGCCGAUGGAUAUCCUGCACCCGAAAUGACACUUCUUAAACAAAGUCAAGUUGGAACCUUCGAGAGACUAAAGAGUCUUCCCUCACGCCGAGUUAGGAAGUUCGAGGAAGGUGAAAAGUCGUACAUUCAGCUCGUGAUCUCCCCGGCCACGAAGGAGCACGCCGGUGUGUACAGAUGUUCCGCCGAAAGCGCGGUAGGAGCAGUCACUCAGGACAUACAGGCCGAUCUGCCAGUUAAAGUGCUGGAAAACGCUGAACUGCCUCACAUUUCCCGCAUACACAUAAACCGUACCGGGCACGACAGGGCUGAUAUCACGGUGACCUGCAUCGCCCGUGGCUACCCCACACCUGAGAUGAAGUGGCUGAGGUUUGACGAGCUGGUCCUGCCCCGAGGGCGUUUCAGCAUACAGCAGAACAAAGGUGUGAACCAGACAGUGAUAAGCCUGACCAUUCUGCAAGCCGUGCCCGAGGACGAGGGUUCGUACAGGUGCUCCGCGGUCAACUUUGCCGGCAGUGUCGGCCAGCUUUUUGACAUAGAACUCCAAGACGCCGUGGCGAAGUAUCGCCCCCACAUCAACCGCAUCCAUGUUAACUGGACGGGAAUAGAGCAUGACGACCUUCAAGUCACUUGCGUAGCCAGUGGACAGGCGGAAAUGAGCUUUUGGAAGAUGACUGACAAAGAUUAUGAAAUUGUCUUACCACUCGACAAUAUCGAAAUUGAUGACGAUAAAACUGAUGACCGGACAAUUUUGACCAUGAUGCUGAGACGCCCCACCCCGGAGCAGGCGGGAGAGUAUCAGUGCCUGGCACGGAACCCUGCCGGAGAGGCCACACAGCCGUUCACCCUCGAAACAGAAGUGUUACCGGUGCCUGAAGAUUCCGUCCAACCUCACGUGUCUCGAAUUCACGUGAAUCGCACGGGAGAAGGUGACCGUGACAUAGCGGUCACGUGCCGUGUGGAUGGCAUACCUGCUCCGGCCACAAACUGGCUUCGGAGGGAUAAAACAGGACAGUUCGAGUUUGUCUGGUCGGAUGAGCGUUAUUCUAUUUACGAAUACCGGGACUCUAAGGGCACCACUCUUACCAUGACCAUAUCUCAGCCCACCCCUGCUGACGAUGGUAUCUUCCUCUGCUCAGCCUCCAACAUUGCAGGAAAUGCCCACCAUCCGUUCACCCUUAAUGUCUUCGAGAAACCUCCCCAAAACCAGGUCCCUCCGUCGGUGAAAUGGAUCCACGUGAGUCGUGCCGGGCCAAAUGACGAGGACGUUGUGGUGACGUGUAUAGGGGUGGGGUCUCCGGCUCCAGAGGUGGGGUUGUGGCGGCGGGACAAGGAACAAGGAGAUGACUUUCUUAUACAGGUUGGUGGGAGAGUGUCGGUGAACUACACGAAGGGUACAGACGAGACGACUUUGAAUGUACGCUUCCUAAAGGCACAGGUGUCGGAUGAAGGCACCUAUGUGUGCUCGGUGGCAAACAUGCUGGGAGCCGUUAAACAAGCUUUUGACCUUCAUGUAGAGAAUACUCUGCCCACGAGACGAGAAAUCCCUCACAUCAGCCGGAUCCACAUCAACAAGACCGAAGACGGAGACGUCAUGGUCGUGUGUUUGGCCAGUGGGCUGCCUCGACCUCUCAUGGACUGGCUAAGGCCCAAUCAGGAUGGCGUUCCAAAGUCUAUGGAGAUAAAGAACUAUCACGUGGUAGAAAUUGACCAAGUAAACAACACCAAGACCUUCACCCUUAUCAUCCAACAGCCAACUGCAUUGGAUCGUGGAGAUUAUUAUUGCUCGGCUCGUAAUUUAGCCGGUCGUGUCAUUCAGAAGUUCACAGUCGGUUCAGAAGACAUUCCUAAGGAGAAUCUCCGUCAGCCGCAGAUUGUCCACGUACACAUGAACAUGACGGGUGAUGAGGCCGCGGACAUGAUGCUGACGUGUCUGGUGACGGGCACGCCACCACCUCUGCUGUCAUGGUGGAGAAGCUACGGACCCGGAGAAUUCAAGAGGAUUUGGCCGAGCCCGCGAUACCAGAUGGACGGGUCGGACACUACUGACGGGUCCGUGCUAACACUUGUCAUCCCUAAGGCGACCCCAGAGGACGAUGGGUUGUAUCGGUGCUCGGCCGUGAGCGUUGCCGGAUCAGCCGGCCAGGUGUCUAGGGUACAACUGCCAGGCGGGCCCCCAGAGAACUUACGGUCCCCGAGCAUUGAGCAAGUCCACAUGAACAGGACGAGUGGGCCGGGAGAGCACCUGAUGGUUACCUGUGUGGCUGAGGGAAACCCCGCCCCCGAGAUGAGAUGGAUGAGGGAAGAGGAGGAUGGUACCUUCAGAAAUGUCGGGGCUCAUGCUGAGGACGUGACUAUAGAGGAUUACAAAGGCGAGGAGAAAUCCGUUCUGACCCUAGUCGUGGAGAAUGCAACGCCCAAGGACUGGGAUGGCAUGUACAGGUGUCAUGCUGUGAAUUACGCCGGAAAAACACACCAAGACUUCAAGCUGGGUGUUCAAGUCUCACAGCCUGCUGACCUCAUCCCCCCUUUCAUUGACCGAGUUCACGUGAACAGCACCGGGCCUCUUCAGGAUGACGUCAUGAUAACUUGUCGAGCUCGCGGAGUUCCCCCGCCUCUUAUGAACUUGCUACUGAAGGAUGACCAAGGAGUAUAUAACUUCAUUAAGCCUGCCAGCGAGGAGGGUGCUAUAGUGCAGGAGCAGAAGGACGCCACUGUGCUUGCACUCAUCCUCACUAAUCCCCCGAAUGCUGGACGAGGAAGUUAUCGAUGCCAGGCCGCAAACAUUGCCGGCGUGGUCAGAGAGGACUUCGAUUAUAACACCCCAGUGCUGGGUGGUGAGGGUGAACAACACCCCCACGUGAGUCGUAUCCAUGUGGACAGGGCUGGAGAUUUUAAUGAGGACGUGACCGUGAUGUGUAAGGCUACCGGAAACCCAGCCCCACACAUGAAUUGGUGGAAAUACAGGGGCAAAGAAUUCCAGCUCGUUUGGCCUGGAGAAGAUGUAAUCAUAGAACAGAACGAUAUCCCUGACGGUAGCCAGUUAACCAUGAGGAUCCGACAGGCUACCUCAGACGCCGAUGGCGAAUACCUUUGUUCGGCAGCGAAUUAUGUGGGGACAGCCAAACAGCGCUUCGAUUUCAAGGUGUUUGAAUCCCCCCCUGAGGACCUGGUCGCUGCUCAUAUUAGCUGGCUACACUUCAAUAGAACCGGGCCCUACAAGAAGGGUCUCCUAAUCACGUGUCUGGCGCACGGAAACCCUACCCCAGAGAUGAGGUGGUACAAGCGAUCAGACAAUGACCGCGAUAGACUCGUCCUGCCAACAAACGACAUCAGCAUAGAACAGGUGUCGGAGGGUCGUGACACCACGUUAACUCUGGCUAUAGAUAAUCCUGCCGACUCGGACGGUGGACUGUACACCUGUGAGGCGGCUAAUGUGGGAGGGACCGCCAGUUACAAUGUCAAUGCUGUUCUUUCCGAGGAGCCGGUGAAGGACAAGCUGCCCCCACACAUCACACGUAUCCACGUGGACCGUGCUGGGGACAACCGAGAGCACAUUUCCAUGUACUGCCAGGCCUCAGGCUUCCCACCACCAGAUAUCAAAUGGAUGAAGGACAUGGCCCCACAGGGCAGACAGAUUGAUUACCGCUAUAUCUGGCCCGUAGGACGUGUGGAAGCUAGAGAAGAGAAAAGCUAUAACUCGACGACAGUUCACCUGUUGAUAAAGUCUGUGGAGCCAGAGGACGCCGGUAACUACCUGUGUCUGGCGGCAAACCUCGCGGGCGAGGUGCAGCAAGCCUUUGAUGUCCAUACUGCAGACAAACUUCCGGAGAACACAGAGACACCCCAUGUGGAAUGGAUCCACAUGAACCGAACAGGCAUAAACAACAACGACAUGGCGAUUACGUGUGUGGCUCGAGGUCUGCCCCCGCCGGAGGUGUGGUUCUACCGAGGUGACCCCCGCAAGGGCACUGAACUCAUCACGCCAUCGGCACGAAACAGCUUCUACCAGAUCCAAAGCUCUGCCAAGACAACACUAAAAUUGACUUUACGGAACAUUAGAGAUGACGACGCUGGGCCGUACCUUUGCAAAGCGACCAACUUAGCUGGUUAUCGAAGUCAUCCGUUUGAGGUUGUAGUGACAGAGCCGGAGAUUCCCGACCAACGCCUACCUCAUGUUAGCCAUAUCCGAGUGAGCCGGACCGGCAUCAAAAACCAGCACGUGCUGAUGACGUGCGAGGCGGAGGGGAACCCCGCCCCCGAGCUCAACUGGUGGCGCAAUGAGGGCACAGCAGAUACUCCGCAGUUCAGACUGCUCUGGCCUGGAGACAAAUAUGAGAUACACCAGAAGCAAGAGGCGGAGAAAACAUCUCUCAGCCUGACCAUCAAGGAUGUGGACGAGUCCACUUUAGACACCUACCUGUGUUCAGCGGCCAAUAUCGGCGGUCAGGCUCGACAGAGGUUUGAGCUGACCGCCUUACCGUCUGUGAAGAAAGAUGAAGAUGAGCCCCACGUUGAGCGCCUCGUUGUGACAAGGACGGAAGACAGUGAGCUUCAGCUGACGUGUUCUGCUGCGGGGUUACCUCCCCCUGAUAUACAGAUGUACAAGUUGGACGAAACAGGAGCUUACCAGCUGUUGAAGCCGAGGAAUCGUGUACGCUUCUUUGAGACGAAUGGUGCUGACAGUACAGACUUACAAGUGACGAUACAGCAGGCGACCGAGAAGGACGCGGGAAGCUAUCUGUGUUCAGCCUCUAACCCGUUAGGGGCGGCCCGAGAAGUCACGGACUACACCCUUCAAGAUGCUCCAUACGAAGACGAGGUUCCUCCUCACAUCAGCCACAUUCACAUGAACAGAACAACCGAAGACGGUGCUGGCGUCAUGGUCACGUGUUUAGUUCUGGGAUCGCCUGCCCCAACAGUUACAUGGUGGAAGGAUUACAGCGAGAGGGGUGGCCAGGAUUACAGACUACUGCCACCCGUGGGUACGCACAGAAUUCGCCAGGAGAAAUUCUUGGACCAUACAAUCGCUACCUUGGUCAUGCCAGCAGCUACUCAGCGAGAAGAUGGAUGGUACAGGUGUGAAGCCACUAACCCCUGGGGUGAGGUCAACCAAGAGUUUGAAGUCAUAGUUCAAGUUGACAUGCCCAGAGUCGAACCGCCGCAUGUUACACGGAUCAGUGUGAACAAGACCGGUGCCAACAAACAGGAUUUGACGCUGACGUGUGUGGCCUCCGGGGAACCGGCCCCUGGGAUGCACUUCUACAGGCAAUCUGAUGAUGGCAACUUCUACCUUGUGCUGCCUGCUUCAGAAGAGGACAUCUCGGAGAGACGAGGAGCAGGGGAGACAGCCCUUCAGCUUGUCAUCAAAGACUUCACCUUGGAGGAUUUCGGCCUCUACCGAUGCGCCGCGGCCAAUCUUGGAGGGACAGUGUCUCAAACCUUCAACGUGCAGAUAGAUGAUACCCCUCGGGAAGAUCAGGAGAGGCCUUACAUUACCCGGAUUUUUGUGGAUAGGUCUGGUGAUGACCCCAGAGAUGUAAUGUUGACGUGUGUGGCUAAUGGCGUACCGGCGCCACAAAUGCGCUGGCGUCCGAGAGAUUUGUCUGGUUCGGAUAUUACCCUGCCAUCAAACCGUUUCGAUGUUGAGCAAGUCAGAUUUGAGGACUACAGCGUGAUUGUUCUGACAAUAAAACGGGCAACUUUCGCCGACGAUCGGACGUUUAUCUGUGAAGCAGCUAACAUCGUGGAUCGCGUCACACAACCAUUCAGCCUCCGCGUCUUUGCUACGCCACCUGAAGAUCUGUUGGCGCCUAAAGUUUCGUCAUUUUACGUUAACCAAUCGGGGGCAGACGUAAAUAUGUACUGCGUGGCUGAUGGUCAGCCUCCCCCGGACCUCUACCUGUCUAAGUUAGACGCCACAGGCAACUAUAUUGCCGUCAAGCCACGCAUUGGUCUGGAUUUCACCCAGAAGAAAGAGGACCAGAGGACAAUAUUGAGAUUACACAUUAAAGACGCCUCCGAGGCAAACGUUGGUGAUUACAUUUGUACAGCCUCUAGUUUGAUUGGAACAAGCCGACGCAAGUUUGAAUUUACUGUCAAAGAAAUUAUGCCAGUGGAGGUUCAAGGUAGGCCGUACGUAAGGCGAAUCCUGGUAGACGAGCCGCAGGAAGGCAGCAAAGUUCUUAAGGUGAAGUGCUUUGGGGAGGGGGACCCUUCACCUAACAUGAUGUUUUUCCGAAGAAACGCCCAAUCAGGCCUUGAUGAAAGGAUUAAGAGUGGCGGUCGGUAUAAGGUACGGAAAGUUAACCUGCCAGACGGCGUGUUGCUGGAAGUGAAGGUGUCGGAUGCUGGACCUAGUGACACGGGCGUUUACAUCUGCAGAGCUGUUAAUAAGAAAGGCACAUACAGAACCAAGUUCAACCUCACGGUGGAAGAAUUUACGACUGUGCGAAAAGGUGCGCCAGAAUUCAUUCAGCCUCGGGUGGAGAGAACAGGAAAUAAUGGCGAGGAUGUUCAGGUCACGUGUCGAGCUCGCGGAGAUCCAGCUCCGGACAUGCUGUUCCUCCGCCAGGAAAAGGACGGACCAGAGACUAAGUACCAGGCAAUUACGACUGACGGCAGGUACAUAGUGGAGGAGAAGAAAGGUGAGGUGGAGACCGUGCUAAAGGUGACCAUUCGACAAGCCAGAUCCUCGGACGCCGGCACGUAUGUGUGCUCGGCCAGGAACAGAAAGGGCUCCCCCAGACAACAGUUCACAUUGAGCAUACAAGAAAGCCUGGUUCCAAUCGACUCACAGCAGGCGCAGGACAAGGCACAGGAACAGGAAGGCCGGCCCCGGUUUGGUGGCGUCCAAGUGCUGCGCAGUGGGGUAAAUGACGCCGACAUCACCGUCACCUGUCAAUCAGAUGGCAAGCCCGCCCCUCUGAUGGAAUUUUUCAGGGAAAUAGAUGGCCAGUUUACACAAAUCAAGAGCGGCGGCCGGUACGUGAUCUACCCCUCCUAUGUGGAGUCCGGAUCCUCCCUGCAGGUGGUCAUCCGCCAGGCCACGCCAGAGGACGCAGGCAACUACAUGUGUACGUCCAGCAACAUCCACGGCAAGAUCCAGCAACGCUUCACUCUCACCAUAGAAGAACAAGAGGUUCAGCAGGGACAACAACCGUCCGAAGAAGAUAAGGAAUGGUUAGAACAACAACAACGCCAAUACCGUGGCACGACAGUUCCACCAAUAGUUCCCGCCCGGCUGCCUGAGUUCCGGGAUGUUCAGGUUCAGAGGUCCGGUCCGUCAGACGCCCACAUGACGGUUGUCUGUGAGGUCAGGGGUCAGCCGGCUCCUUCCCUUGAGAUCGUAAGAUACGGAAGAUCGGGGGCAGAUAGUGACUACACUUCUAUACAGACUGGUGGACGGUAUACAGUUACUAGAGCGGCGAUCCCAGGCGGCUCACGACUUACUCUCAUUGUGUCGGACGCCCAAGCGGCCCGCGACAGGGGCACGUACAUGUGUAUAGCACGGAACCCGUACGGAACCGCCCGCCAACAGUUCACGCUCAACUUCCAAGAGACUGAUGUGAGUUACCGGCAGACGGAGGAUCAAGUCGAUAAAGUUGCGCCCAGCUUUCAGGACGUCCAGGUAGACCGUGCCGGUGUGAACCAAGCUGACGUGGUUGUCAUGUGUAGAGUGAGUGGGUCCCCCGCCCCCGACAUGCGUCUGUGGCGCCAAGUGACGACGGACGGACAAACGGACUUCGAACGCAUACGGACGGGAGGCCGUUACGUAUUGGACGUUCAGAAGCACACAGGCUACAGCAUUCUGAGGGCGGAGAUCAGGGACGCCAUAGACGAUGACGCGGGCAUAUACAUGUGUGGUGGCAACAACGACGCGGGCUCCAAUAGACAACAGUUUUCUCUCACCAUUGACAAGCCUGACACUGCUGAGGAAGGCGCACCAACGUUUGAGGAUGUGAAAGUGGAUCGCAAGGGCAGCCACGGGGAGGAUGUAGUGAUCACGUGCAUAGUACAGGGUUCUCCCGCCCCGGACAUACGGCUGUGGCGGGAGGGGACCGGAACUGACACCACCUCAUUCCGGGGAAUACAGACAGGGGGUCGUUACGUCGUCAGUCAGAAUACUUCCGGUGAUAAGACCGUCCUCCGAGCUGUGAUUCGCCAAGCCACGUCCGCUGACGCCGGAACUUACUACUGCUCUGCUCAAAACCCCAAAGGUUCACUUCGGCAGCAGUUUUCUCUAACAGUGGAUGAUAAACCGUCCCACCCGGAGGGUUACCCCAUCUUUGAGGAUGUCCAGGUAGAUCGGACAGGUAGGAACCGAGAUGACGUGGUCGUCACGUGCAAAGUGAAUGGAUCCCCGGCUCCGACAGUAAACCUGUGGCGGGAAGUGACGGGCCCGGAUGGCACCAAAUACCAGAAUGUCCGGACUGGAGGCCGAUACACCGUAGAGCAGAACCAAUACGCGGACUACUCGGUGGCGAGAGCAGUGAUCCGGUCCCGCCUCAUCAAGUGACGCCGGUACAUACCUGUGCUCCGCCCAGAACUCCCACGGAUCUAUCCGCCAGGAGUUUUCUCUAACCAUCGGGGGUGAAUCCAUCCAAGGGACAAGUCAAGAUUCACAACAAAAUCAAGUUGAAACUAUUGCACCCAAUCGCCCCGAGGGCUACCCUAAGUUUGAGGACGUCCAGGUGGACCGGACAGGUGUUAGCCGAGCUGACGUCGUGGUUACCUGUAGAGUGAGUGGCUUUCCCGCACCUAACGUCCACCUCUGGCGAGAAGUAAAGACGGACGGACAGACGGACUAUCAGCGCAUACGGACUGAUGGGCGCAUAUUUGUUGAUCAACGGAAGUACGACCGCUACACGCUUCUGCGCGGUAUUAUUCGGGGAGCCACAUCGGCAGACGCCGGCAUCUACCUCUGCUCGGCAGACAAUAGCCUGGGCUCACUACGGCAGCAGUUUAGACUAACUC